UUAAUCACCCCACCCACCCCUCCCUCCCUCUAGCCAGCUAUAUUAUAUAUCCAUGCAACAAUAACAAGUUUUAACACAACCUUAUUGAUUAAGUGAGAUGGAGAUAGAAGCAGCACUGUGUGAGGCGGUGGAGGGUAGCGUUGGCGGUGUUGUCGACCACAGCGGCUGCGGUGUUGGUGCGUAUUUGGUUUGGGAAGAUCUGACGGUGGUGCUUCCAAAUAAUAGCAAUAAACCAACAAAAAGGAUAUUGAAUGGGCUCACAGGGUUUGCUCAGCCAUCUAGGAUUAUGGCUAUUAUGGGUCCUUCUGGUUCUGGGAAAUCCACACUUCUUGAUUCUUUAGCAGGAAGAUUGGCUGGAAAUGUAAUAAUGACUGGAAGCGUCCUUCUAAACGGGAAAAAAAGGAGGCUUGAUUAUGGUGCCGUAGCUUAUGUCACCCAAGAGGAUAUACUAAUGGGAACACUAACAGUCAAAGAGACCAUUACAUACUCAGCAAGACUGAGAUUACCAGGAGACUUAACCAAAUCUGAGGUCAAUGGAAUUGUUGAAGGAACUAUAAUGGAAAUGGGUCUUCAAGAUUGUGCAGAUAAACUCAUUGGCAACUGGCAUUUAAGAGGCAUAAGUGGUGGUGAGAAGAAAAGACUCAGUAUUGCACUUGAAAUCCUAACUAAACCCACCCUAUUGUUUCUUGAUGAACCCACAAGUGGACUCGAUAGUGCUUCCGCUUUCUUCGUGGUUCAGGCGCUAAGAAGUGUGGCUCGAGAUGGUAGGCGUACCGUUGUCUCCUCCAUCCACCAGCCGAGUAGUGAAGUUUUUGCACUUUUUGACGACCUAUUUUUGUUGUCGGGUGGCGAAACUGUUUUCUUUGGUGAAGCUAAACUGGCCGUUGAGUUCUUUGCGGAAGCGGGUAUACCAUGUCCAAGCCGAAGAAACCCUUCGGAUCACUUCCUCCGGUGUAUCAACUCCGAUUUCGACAGGAUCAACGCUACGUUGCAGGGUUCUCAGAGACUAAGGGUACAAUGUUUUGCAUCUAGGGACACAAAAAUCAUGUGCACCACUAGUUUCCCUUGUUCAUCAACUGCACAAAUUAAAGGAAUGCUUGUUUAUAAGUACAAAUCCUCAGCAUAUGCAACAGCUGCAAGAACCAAAAUCAAAGAAAUAUCAACUAUGGAAGGUCUAGAGGUUGAAACAAAGAGUGUUGGAAGCAAGGCCACUUGGUGGAAGCAGCUAAAAACAUUGACAAAUAGAUCUUUCAUAAACAUGUGUAGAGAUGUUGGCUACUAUUGGCUGAGGAUAGGGGUGUACAUUGUUGUAUCAAUCUGUGUCGGUACGGUUUUUCACGAUAUUGGAACAAGCUAUCAUGCGAUGUUUGCUCGUGGAGCGUGUGGUGGAUUCAUUUCGGGUUUUAUGAUCUUUAUGUCUAUUGGUGGCUUCCCUUCUUUCAUCGAAGAAAUGAAGAUAUUCAAAAGAGAGAGGCUCAACGGACACUAUGGCAUUGCCGUAUUUAUCCUUUCGAACUUCUUAUCUUCCUUCCCAUUCUUAGCAGUAAUGUCGUUCAGUACCGCAGCGAUUACUUACAACAUGGUGAAGUUCCAUCCAGGGUUCUAUCGACAAGUUUACGCUUGUCUUGAUCUUCUGUUAUCCAUUGCUGCUGUUGAGAGUUCCAUGAUGGUUAUUGCUUCCUUUGUUCCUAACUUCAUGAUGGGAAUUAUCAUCGGUGCCGGUUUCAUUGGUGUGAUGAUGAUGACAGCAGGUUUCUUCCGUCUCCUCCCGGAACUCCCGAAUAUAUUCUGGCGAUAUCCGGUUUCAUACAUCAAUUAUAUGUCAUGGGGAUUGCAGGGAGCAUAUAAGAAUGACAUGAUUGGGUUGGAGUUUGAUGCUGAAAACCAAGGCGAACCGAAGCUUCCAGGAGAGUUAGUACUAACCACGGUGCUUGGGAUUUCAAUCGACCAUUCGAAGUGGUGGGACUUGGCAGCAGUGAUGUUGAUUAUUCUCGUAUAUCGACUGCUAUUCUUUGUUAUACUCAAGUUAAAGGAACGAGCUAAACCAAUGGUUAGAGAGAUUUAUACUCGAAGAACCCUAAAUCAUCUGAAGAAAAGAGCAUCUUUCAGGAAAACGUCACCGUUUCCUUCAAAGAGACACCAACCGGCGUAUUCGUUGUCGUCUCAAGAGGGGCUUAACUCACCACUUCACUAGAUGAAUGUGGCUGGCUAUGUGUGGAAGAUUGGUCAAUCAUCAAUUUAUCAAGUGUGUUGCUUCUAGUUUGCAUGGUUACACGUUACAAUAUGCAUGGUUGUAAAUGUAUACAGUUUUCAAGUAUGCAAAUCUCCAAACUUAUAACUCAAUUAGUGAUUUUGAUUA
Messenger RNA from Helianthus annuus (common sunflower), 2359 nucleotides. RefSeq names its product ABC transporter G family member 12. Bases 98 to 2194 code for a protein of 698 amino acids. Gene Ontology annotation, cellular component: membrane. Gene Ontology annotation, molecular function: ATP hydrolysis activity; ATP binding; ABC-type transporter activity. The record is from RefSeq and is a predicted model, not a curated record. Lineage: Eukaryota; Viridiplantae; Streptophyta; Magnoliopsida; Asterales; Asteraceae. The transcript has 9 exons.